CUUUCCCGCCCCCCAUCAUGAUCCGCCGUCCAAUUCUCUUCGCGUCUAGUUUUCGGGGUUUUCGUCGUUCGUUCUCGACCUCGCCGUUGGUAUCCAAUUACCUACUUUCCUGGGACCAGCAUAUGGAAGCCGUUCGGGAAGUUGGCCGGUCUCAUGCAGCCUCUCAUGCAGCCCUCAUUGACAAGCUCAGCUCGAGACUCGCGACUACAAAUAUAGAAUGGAAAAAGGAUCAGAAACUCAUCUCCAACCUCGAACGAGAAGUUGCAGAUUUGAAAAAAGAGAACGCAAAAAUCCAGGGAAAUUUUACAAUUAGAACAGCACUGGGUAUGUCUCCCCAGUGUCUCCCCUAGCAUUAUUUAUCUAUUUCUCCCUUUUUGUUCACAAAUUAAAUGACUAGAAAUUAUUGCUGAUCUCUAUCG
Molecule: messenger RNA, 419 nt
Organism: Lentinula edodes (shiitake mushroom)
Lineage: Eukaryota; Fungi; Basidiomycota; Agaricomycetes; Agaricales; Omphalotaceae
Exons: 3
Coding region: 18-350 (110 amino acids)
Source: RefSeq, a predicted model, not a curated record